GCCGCUCCUUCCAGGGGCUGGUUGACCGACCGGUGUCGCAUCGCCCUGAGCAUCUUCUCUCCACCCCCAAGCUUUUACUACUGGGAGUUCAUGGACAAUGAAUUUACUUCACUCAUCCUGUUGUAACACCUCUGCUGAACUUUUGAACAAAUCUUGGAAUGGAGAGUUUGCUUAUCAAACCCUCAGCAUGGUGGAUACUGUCAUCCUUCCUUCCAUGGUUGGGAUCCUUUGUUCAACAGGGCUGGUUGGCAACAUCCUCAUUGUAUCACUAUAAUAAGGUAAGGGCUUCUUUUUCUUUUCCAUAAUUAACUAUGAAAAAAAAAUUAUUCCUGACAUUUUUAUCUGUAGCCUGGCUGUGGCUGAUCUGGUCCACAUCAUUGGAAUGUCAUUUCUUAUUUACCAGUGGGCCUGAGGAGGACAGUGGGUGUUUGGGGGUCCUCUCUGCAGGAUCAUCACAUCCCUGGAUACCUGCAACCAGCUUGCCUGUCGUGCCAUCAUGACUGUAAUGAGUGUGGACAGGUACUUGGCUCUCGUCCAGCCAUUUCGACUGACAAGCUGGAUAACCAGGAACAAGACAAUCUGCAUCAAUCUGGGCCUCAGGGCAGCUUCCUUCAUUCUGGUGUUGCCUGUCUGGGUCUACUCGAAGGUCAUCAAAUUUAAAGACGGCGCUGAGAGUUGUGCUUUUGAUUUAACAUCCCCUGACGAUGUACUCUGGUAUACUCUGUAUUUGAUGAUAAUAAGUUUCUUUUUCUCUUUGCCCUUGAUUUUGAUGCACUAUAUUUUAAUUUUAUGCUAUACUUGGGACAUGUAUCAACAGAAUAAGGAUGCAAGACGCUACAAUCCCAGUGAUCCAAGGCAGAGAGUGAUGAAUCUGACCAAGAUGGUGCUGGCGCUGGAGGCAAUCUUUAUCCUGAGUACCGCCCCCUAUCACGUGAUGCAACUGGUGAACUUACUGGUGGAGCAGCCCUCAGUGGCUUUCUAUCUGAGAUAUCACCUCUCCAUUUGUCCCAGCUAUGCCAACAGUAGCAUCAACCCUUUUCUCUACAUCCUGCUGAGUGGAAAUUUCCAGAAACACCUGUCUCAAGUGCAAAGGAGAGUGACUGAGAAGGAAACCAACAAUGGAAAACAUCUUGAAACAGAGCUUUGAGGAGAGUACAUGGAUCAUAAAAGUCCAGACAGUACCAUUUUUUUAGAUUCUG
Messenger RNA from Odocoileus virginianus texanus, 1199 nucleotides. RefSeq names its product melanin concentrating hormone receptor 2 (gene MCHR2). Lineage: Eukaryota; Metazoa; Chordata; Mammalia; Artiodactyla; Cervidae. Gene Ontology annotation, molecular function: G protein-coupled receptor activity; neuropeptide binding. Gene Ontology annotation, biological process: neuropeptide signaling pathway. The record is from RefSeq and is a predicted model, not a curated record. Gene Ontology annotation, cellular component: neuron projection; plasma membrane.